Messenger RNA from Maylandia zebra (zebra mbuna), 2550 nucleotides. RefSeq names its product extracellular calcium-sensing receptor-like. NCBI's taxonomy places the organism in Eukaryota, Metazoa, Chordata, Actinopteri, Cichliformes, Cichlidae. Gene Ontology annotation, molecular function: G protein-coupled receptor activity. The record is from RefSeq and is a predicted model, not a curated record. Gene Ontology annotation, cellular component: plasma membrane. Gene Ontology annotation, biological process: G protein-coupled receptor signaling pathway.
CUGCAACUGCUGUUAGUGGCAUCUGUCUCUCAUGCUGAGGAGCCAGUGUGCAGGCAGAGAGGAGAUCCUGGGAACCCACUGCUAUGUAAGGAUGGGGAUAUUAUAUUGGGGGGUAUGUUUUCGUUUCACACCAGCUGGAAAGACAGAAAGGAUACCUACACGCACAAACCACUGCCACUUCAAUGCACCAGUUUAAAUUUCAGAGAUUUGCAGUUUGCCCAAGCUAUGCUUUUUGCCAUUGAGGAGAUUAAUAACAGUACAGACCUACUGCCGGGAGUCACUCUGGGCUAUAAAAUCUUUAAUACUUGUGGCAAUGUUGCCCGAAGUGUAGGACUUACACUGGCUUUGGCUAAUGGUAAUGAAAUUGUGUCUGUACCCUCCAAGGCAUCAUGUACCAGACCUGCACACGUACAGGCCAUAAUGGGAGAGACCUCUUCCUCUCCAACCAUAGCAAUAGCCACUGUUAUUGGACCAUUUUAUGUACCAGUAAUCAGCCACUUUGCCACAUGUGCUUGUCUCAGUGACAAAACCAAGUACCCAUCCUUCCUCAGAACAAUACCCAGUGACUACUACCAGAGCAGAGCCCUGGCCCAUUUGGUCAAGCAUUUUGGAUGGACUUGGGUUGGAGCUAUCAGAACUAAUAAUGAUUAUGGAAAUAAUGGCAUGGCCACAUUUACAGAAACUGCACAGCGCCUGGGCAUCUGUCUGGAGUAUUCUGUAUCUUUUUUUAGAACAGAUCCAUCUGACAAAAUAAGAGAAAUAAUUCGCACUAUAAAGGCUUCAACCUCCAAGGUGAUCAUUGCCUUUCUGUCACACAAGGAGAUGGAUGUUCUGAUACAUGAGUUUUCAUACCAUAACUUGUCUGGGUAUCAGUGGGUAGGCAGUGAGUCUUGGAUAUUUGAUUCGCAAACAGCAAAAAUGGAUAUACAUCACAUACUGAAUGGUGCCAUAGGCCUUUCCAUUCCCAAAGCACAUGUCACUGGCCUGAGAGAGUUCAUACUGGAUGUGAAGUCACUCAAUUCAUCUAACAAUGAACUAUUUACUGAGUUCUGGGAGACAUUAUUUAACUGUAAGUUUAGGCAGUCAACGUCAUCAGCAAACAUUCAGAGAGAGUGUACUGGACAUGAAGAUCUGAACGGAGUUCAAAACAGCUUCACUGAUAUGUCUCUCAUGCCUAUCUUUAACAAUGUCUAUAAAGGAGUGUAUGCUGUGGCCCAUGCCCUUCACAACAUUGUCAGCUGUAAUAAAGCAUGUAGCAACAAAGUCCAGCUAGAUCCAUUCACGAUUUUACAACACAUACGAAAGAGUCACUUCACAACUAAGGAAGGGGAUGAGGUUUACUUUGAUGAGAAUGGAGAUCCAGCAGCAAAGUAUGAAAUUAUAAACUGGCAGCCAAAAGAAAACGGCGUUGUGGAGUUUGUGACAGUUGGUCUUUAUGAUAUAUCAUUAGCUCCAGAAAAAAAGCUAAAUUUCCAAAACAAGUCUUUAAUUUGGGCAAGAAACUCAAAGCUGGUCCCUGUGUCAGUUUGCAGCGAGAAAUGUCCGCCAGGAACACGCAAGGUUCUCCAGAAAGGAAGGCCUGUUUGCUGCUAUGACUGUAUACAAUGUGCAGAGGGAGAAAUCAGCAAUUUUACAGAUUCUGCCACCUGUGUGAGAUGUCUCCCUGAGUUUUGGUCAAAUGAAAGACGAGAUGCCUGUAUAAAGAAGGAAGCAGUGUUUUUGUCAUAUGAAGAAAUUAUGGGAGCACUGCUCACUGCAGCAUCUUUAUUUGGGACAUGCAUGACUGCUAGUGUGAUACUCAUUUUCUUCAAAUAUAGGAAAACUUCCAUUGUCAGAGCAAACAAUUCUGAGCUGAGUUUCCUGCUGCUCUUCUCGUUAAUUCUGUGCUUCCUGUGUUCUCUGACCUUCAUUGGUAAGCCAUCUGACUGGUCUUGUAUGCUGCGACACACAGCAUUUGGCAUCACCUUUGUCCUCUGUAUCUCUUGUCUUCUGGGAAAAACAAUGGUUGUGUUAAUGGCCUUCAGGGCUACAGGUCCAGGUAUUAAUGUUAAAAAGUGGUUUGGACAUGUACAGCAAAGACUCUGUGUUCUGGGUUUCACUCUGAUACAAGUUAUCAUAUGCAUCAUUUGGUUAACAACUUCACCUCCUUUCCCAUCUCAGAAUUUUAAGGAAUUCAAAGAUAAAAUCAUCUUAGAGUGUGCCCUUGGCUCAGCUGUAGGGUAUUGGGCUGUGAUAGGAUACAUUGGAAUACUGGCCAUUUUGUGUUUCAUUUUUGCAUUUCUAGCUCGGAAACUGCCUAAUAAUUUUAAUGAAGCCAAAUUGAUCACUUUCAGCAUGCUAAUAUUCUGUGCAGUAUGGAUUACAUUUAUCCCAGCAUAUGUCAGCUCCCCUGGGAAAUUCAGUGUUGCUGUAGAAAUAUUUGCAAUACUUGCAUCUAGUUUUGGACUGCUAAUUUGCAUCUUUAUACCCAAAUGUUAUAUCAUCUUACUGAAACCAGAAAAGAAUACCAAGAAGAACAUGAUGGGGAAGAAGUCACCACAUUUAUUUUGA